AUGGUCGGCUCUCUGUCUUUAUUCUCCGUCAAUGCCGUCCUUCUCAUGUCGGCUGACGAUGGCUCUCGCAUCUUCGCCAAGUACUACUCGCCGCCUCAUCCUCCAGCUGGUGCUGCCCCCCAUGCGAUGGAUUACCCUGGAGCCAAUCCCUACCCCACACUGAAAGACCAGAAGGCUUUUGAGCAGGGUCUUCUUGAGAAGACCAACAAGCAGACCAGCGAUGUUAUUCUCUACGACAACCGGGUUGUUGUUUUCAAGCUGGAGAGCGACGUGAUGAUCUACGUGGUGGGCGGCGCCGAGGAAAAUGAGGUCUUGCUUUAUAAUGUUGUUUUGUCCUUGAGGGACGCUCUGGGAAUCUUGUUCAAGGGUGCCACCGAUAAACGCACAAUCGUCGAGAACUACGACCUGGUUGCGCUCGCCAUCGACGAAAUCAUCGACGACGGAAUCAUCCUCGAGACGGACCCUGUUAUGGUUGCUUCGCGUGUCAGCCGUGCCCCUGCCCCAGAUGCGCCCAACCUAAAGAGUAUCGAUCUGUCGGAGCAAGGCCUGCUCAAUGCGUGGGAGCUGGGCAAGAGGCGCUUGGCCGAGGGUUUACGGCAGAUGUAG
Molecule: messenger RNA, 606 nt
Organism: Aspergillus clavatus NRRL 1
Lineage: Eukaryota; Fungi; Ascomycota; Eurotiomycetes; Eurotiales; Aspergillaceae
Product: coatomer subunit zeta
Exons: 2
Coding region: 1-606 (201 amino acids)
Biological process (GO): intracellular protein transport; intra-Golgi vesicle-mediated transport; retrograde vesicle-mediated transport, Golgi to endoplasmic reticulum
Cellular component (GO): COPI vesicle coat
Source: RefSeq, a predicted model, not a curated record